Messenger RNA from Osmerus eperlanus (European smelt), 1565 nucleotides. It is a transcript of the gene ntmt1, whose product is annotated as N-terminal Xaa-Pro-Lys N-methyltransferase 1. Bases 175 to 846 code for a protein of 223 amino acids. The record is from RefSeq and is a predicted model, not a curated record. Gene Ontology annotation, biological process: N-terminal protein amino acid methylation. Lineage: Eukaryota; Metazoa; Chordata; Actinopteri; Osmeriformes; Osmeridae. The transcript is spliced from 4 exons. Gene Ontology annotation, molecular function: N-terminal protein N-methyltransferase activity. Gene Ontology annotation, cellular component: cytoplasm.
AGCCACUGAUCACUACGACGACCUUACUUGGCUGGAAAGGAAAUUACGUUGAAUGUGUUUCCGGGAUGCUUUCAGUGGAAGGCACGGAUGGCACAAAAAGCACAUUUUUUAAAUGUAUGACAUGAUCAAGGUGUAUAUUAUUUAGAAGUGAAACAUAUUCUUUCUCGAGAUAAGAUGAGUGACAUUGUGGAGAAUGAGACCAUAUUCUACGCCAAGGCAGAGGAGUAUUGGAAGGAUGUGGCGCCAACCGUGGACGGGAUGCUUGGAGGCUAUGGCAGCAUCUCUAAUAUAGACCUCAAUGGCUCUAAGACGUUUCUGCAGAAGUUCCUUGGCGAGGGUGAAGGAAAAACUGGCAUGGGCUGUGCCCUGGACUGCGGCGCCGGCAUCGGGCGGAUCACCAAGCGCCUGUUGUUGCCUCUGUUCCGCUCGGUAGACUUGGUGGACGUGACGCAGGAGUUUCUGGAUAAGGCCAAGGUAUAUCUGGGUGAUCAAGACGGCAAACGGGUGGAGAAUUACUUCUGCUGUGGCCUGCAGGAUUUUGUCCCGCAGGAUGGACGUUAUGAUGUCAUUUGGAUCCAGUGGGUAAUCGGCCACUUGACUGACGAUCACCUGGUGGAGUUCCUGCGGCGUUGCCGGGGUGGCCUGCGGCCCAACGGGCUGAUCGUAGUCAAGGACAAUGUGGCGUACGAGGGUGUGGUGCCCGAUGAGGUGGACAGCAGUGUGUGCCGGGACCUGGCCCUCCUGCGGAGUUUGGUGGGCCGUUCAGGCCUGCACAUUGUCCACGAAGAACAGCAAAUGAACUUCCCCAAGGAGAUCUACCAGGUCCACAUGCUGGCCCUUAGAUAGGGGCUGUGGUACUGAGACUCAGGGGAGGAUGGAGGGUUUAUUGUGUAUGUUGAUUCUCACUCUUUGCUAGCCUUUAGGAUCUUUGUGUCAGCCGAAUGGGAAAGGAUUGGAUGAGUUCAGAAUUAUGUAAUGCAGAUGAGAUGACUUAAAACUAAAGGUCUCAUAGAAAUGGCUUUAUUGUCCUCACUGGCUAUCCUAUCCAGUCCUUUCAGUUCUACACAAGUGCCAAAGGUCAAGGACCUACUGUAGCAUUGAGCCAAAAGGAUGGAUGGUGAUGCCAAAUGCUGCUUUUGACACGUCCAUGGAAGAUGAUUGCAUCAAACCUCCAAUAGCCCAGAGUUGGACUGUCCUGCCUAGUGGCUGUGUGUUUUGUCUACUUGUAUUUAAGUAAGGUUUUAGGACAUCACUAUAUUUAAGACUUGUAUGUAUGCAUUGUGAGACUUCUGGAAGACCAUGAAUUGUAGGCAUCAACUCCACAUUUCAAGUCAAACAUGUUGCUGGUUUGCCAGUGCUUGUUAUGGAGUGUAUUAAACAAGUGGCUAUUGGUCCUUUUUAUAUUCCUGUUUUGAUCAUAUUUACACAUAUUUGACCAUUUUACAUCCCAUUUCUGAGAUUCAGCCGUUAUCUUGACUUUGUUAGGUAUCUUGCUGUUGAACGCUUAUAACACGAUUGUUUUUGAAAGGCAGGAGUGAAUUAAAUAUAUAUUUACAGAAAUAUAA